Molecule: messenger RNA, 540 nt
Organism: Bombus pyrosoma
Lineage: Eukaryota; Metazoa; Arthropoda; Insecta; Hymenoptera; Apidae
Product: ribosomal protein 63, mitochondrial
Exons: 2
Coding region: 108-431 (107 amino acids)
Biological process (GO): mitochondrial translation
Cellular component (GO): mitochondrial ribosome
Molecular function (GO): structural constituent of ribosome
Source: RefSeq, a predicted model, not a curated record
GAUAAUGUAGGUGUCGCUGAAGCCACUUGCCACAAAAAUACGUCAUAAACGCAAAGUUAAUAUAAAUUAAGUAUUAAAUAUCGAAACAAAAGGGAAUUGUACUCGAUAUGCGUAUUACGAGUAUACUUUUGUACAGAGUUCAUAAUAUUCCAUAUAGAUUUCGUGGGAAAUACGGUAUACGUAAGAAACCAACAUUGAGAGAUAUCGUUCAAUUCAAAAAGGAUCUUGAAAGGGAAGAAGCUAAUAUGUUGAUAUUAAGGCAUCCUUAUCUUACUACGGAGCAAUCAAACGGUCAUAUGAGCCAUCUUAGGGAACAGAAGAUUGCAAAUCUGAUGACAAAAUUCAGAGAAGAUAUGAAUGCGAAAUUUAACAGAAAAAUCACUAUCAUGGAUCGGUUAGGUCAUUUGAAAGUAGCCGAAUCUUGGGAUUAAUAUUUAUUUUCUAAUUAGUUAUAAUUUGUUUGCUAUUUUGUUAAAAGCAAAGAAUUGCGUUAAAUAAAAAUGUAUGACGUAUCUACAAUAUAAUUGUACAAAAGCUAAA